Scomber scombrus (Atlantic mackerel) is the source of this 1634-nucleotide messenger RNA. RefSeq lists its product as uncharacterized. The transcript has 7 exons. Lineage: Eukaryota; Metazoa; Chordata; Actinopteri; Scombriformes; Scombridae. The record is from RefSeq and is a predicted model, not a curated record. Gene Ontology annotation, cellular component: cell surface. Gene Ontology annotation, molecular function: signaling receptor activity. The coding region runs from base 1 to 1002 and encodes 333 amino acids.
AUGACAGUUCAUCACACUUUGAUCUGCUUUUUCUUCCUCAUGCUGCAGGAUGGAAACAUUGGUCUCAUCAAUGCACAAAUCCUCAGUUUUAGAGGAACUGAAGGACAAAAUAUCACAGUUCCAUGUAACUUUACCAGGACUGGAAGCAAGAAGUACUUCUGUAAACACAAAUCUGAAGAAACAACCCGUAAAUUGUUUAAUGACUGUGAUAAAGCAGAACGCAUUCUUGAAAUGGAUGGUGUCAGUGCUCAAAGAGGCAGAUACAGCAUGAGAUAUGAAACCACAAAUACAGGAAGUCGUCUGGAUGUGACCAUCACACAUCUGACCAAAUCUGACUCUGGACGUUACAGCUGUGCUUUGGACUUACCUGUCGCAAUAGAUCCAUUCCAGGAGUUUAAGAUCAUCGUCACAGAUGCUCCGUCCACUUCAAAACCAAAGUUGACUACUAGACCCUUUUUAACAUCGGCCCCAUCAGCUUCCACAACAACAACAACAACAACAACAACAACAACAACAACACAGAGUUUCAGAAGAAGCUCCACACCAUUUUCUGCUCAAACCACCAACCAGUCUGAACAGGAGCAAACUGAGAAAACAACAGCUGGAGGUUCAGGUGUGCUGCUGUACGUGGGUCUGACUCUGUUCAUCAUCGUGCUCCUGUUCUCAGUGGCUCUGCUGAUAUUCUGCAAGAAAAGAUCAUCUAAACCCAAAGAACAUCCCGAGGAAACAGAGUAUGCCAAUUUCACAGAGGCCAGCCAAGUGCACGAGGAGAUCAGAGAGGGCGACGGACAAUGCAGAUCUCCUCCUGUGGAAAACUCAGUUGAAGCCUCAGUUGUCUACAGCGUUGUCACUGCUACAUCAUCCCAUCCUCUGAGCAAAGCUGAAGAUGACUCCAGUGAUGUCGUCUACACUCAAGUAGAUUUUUCCAACAGAGCUGCCGCCUCACGCAGCAGCGCCCCCAGUGUUCAAGCCGAUAAUGUUAUCUACUCUGCACCUCGGUAACGCACUGAUACCAAGGACGUUUCAUAGUCCCUGUACCCAACUAGCACUUCACCUCAGCAUUAGUUUUAAUGCUGUUGACAUCCUGUUUACUCUCUAAGUGACAAACAGGUCAACAGGUUGUGGUUUGGAUGAGUAUCACUCACACAGGAAACACUUCAGUCAUUAAUAACAACAGGAUGCUUCAAGUUAAGAUUUACUUUUACUACUUCAGUAAACCUAAAAGAAGCUCGAAGAGAAUAGAAAGAAUAUAUUUUAAUGUCUGUGAAUGAUAUUUGUCUAUUAAGCUCACUGUCUGUGAGGUCUACAUAAUAAUAAUGAUCCAGGUUGAAUGUUUCUGCUUACAUUUUCAGUUUUAUGACAUUUAUUUGGUGUAUCUUCUGCCAUCAGUCACCACUUUUAAAUCCUUGCUAAAGACCCACUUUAAUACAAGCGCCUUUGUUUCCCCUUAAUUUUUAAUAUUAUUAUAAAAUUGUUUUAAUUUUGUCUGUUCGUUAUCGCAGAUUUAUUUUUGGUUUUAUAAACGUUGUCCUACAUUUCUCUGUAAAGCACUUUGGUCAUCAACACCUGUUGUUUUUAAAAGUUCUCUGUAAAUAAAUUUGACUUGAUUUACUUCACCAACCUUUCAACAAUGU